Messenger RNA from Trypanosoma theileri, 615 nucleotides. RefSeq lists its product as uncharacterized. The coding region runs from base 1 to 615 and encodes 204 amino acids. The record is from RefSeq and is a predicted model, not a curated record. The transcript has a single exon. Lineage: Eukaryota; Euglenozoa; Kinetoplastea; Trypanosomatida; Trypanosomatidae.
AUGGUUAAAAGCUCCACACGUCUGCAGCGCAAGCUUGCAAAGAAGGCCCCCUUUAUAAACCAAGAAGGCCAAGAACAUGAAGGAAUGGAUUCUAAGCAUGACAGUGUAAAUACAAUGGCACAUGAUAGUUCUACAGGAACAACAACAUCAGCAGUAACAGGCAGUAAGGCACAACGGGAUAAACAGGGUCAACGAUCACUGCAGCGAAAAGCCAAGAAGGAACCAGUACAGCAUCAACCGCAGCAACAACAAAAGAAAAAGGUAAAAAGAAGAGACAAUACAAUCUCUACUGCUACUGGAUCGGCUACCCCUACUGCCAUUAGUAGGAGUGAUCAGACAAGGAAAACAAAGAAAAUGAGUAAUCAAAUAAGUGAUCAACAUCGACGUGUGGCGGAGAAACUUGUGGCUCGUGAACAGCAACAACACGCACGAUUAACAGCAGCAGAGGCAAGAAUGGAAGCCGCGAAAGCUGAAUUAGCGCUGUUUGAUCAAGUAACACAAAUCCCAUCAUUUGUGGAAAAUCCGUUUCUAGCGAUUGAGGGACACUUGAACGAUACCAUGACGUGCUUGCAGCCACAGACACCAGAUGUUGGACGCGCCAAGCGAGAGGAAUAG